GUGUGUUUUCGUGCUUGAUCUCGAGUGGACACUACUGUGAAUUUAUGUCAACGCGGCCAAUUUGCAUGCAAAUCAACUUGCGAAUUAAACUCGAAGCCGAAAAGGCGCUGCUUUACAUUAUGACGUGAGAGAGCGCGUGUCGGAAGAGAAAAAUGCAGAGCAUUUCGCUGCUGUGGUAUCUGCUGCUGCACGUUCUAGUUCACCUGGCCGACUCGCAAGGAUUGGACAACAGGUGCUACCUGCAGACAGGCGGCUCGGCCGAGAGUUUCUUUGUCGCCGAGGACGCGCCCGUCGGCUCCGUCAUCGGCUCAGUCAGGGUGCACGGUGACCCUGGAGAACGCGGUGACAUUUCACUGCGCCUCCGAGAGACUGACUCACCCGUGCAAAUUGCACCUGGCACCGGCAACCUCACGCUCACCAGGAAACUGGAUAAGGAGGGCAUCGACGGCCCCUCGUCUGUUUAUGUCAACGUCAUCUGCGACCGACAACGAGCUCCCGGAGACCCAAGUUUUGUCAUCCCCGUGAACAUCAGGGUUACUGACGCCAACGACAAUGCGCCUCAGUUUCUCAACGCGCCCUACGUUCUCAACAUUUCUGAGGUGACCGUGGUCGGCACGCGCGUUCUUCAGGGCAUCAGGGCUAUUGACGUUGACCAGCAGGGCCCUUACUCCACAGUCCAGUACUCCGUCUUGCCUGGCCCACAUUCAGAUUAUUUUGUGUUCAUUAACGGUUUGGAGGGGACUUUAGUGCUAAGGAAGGCGCUUGAUUAUGAGACCCUGACCAACUUCACAGUAACCCUUCGCGCCCAGGACCAAGGAAAUCCGCCGCAAGUGACAGACACAAUUCUUUAUGUAAAUGUGGUGGACGCGGAUGAUCAGAAUCCUCGAUUCUUCGACGACCGAUACAUGGCUAUUGUCCCUGACAGACCCUUGCAGGGGACCGAAUUGAAAAUCCACCCCAGGGAUAUCAUGGCGUUCGACCAGGACGUGGGCAUAAACGCCACCAUCCUCUACACAUUUAACGGAGUCACUGGAGACUACAGAUUUUUUGAAGUGGACCAAACAACGGGGAAGGUCACCUUGCGAAGACACAUCAACGACGAUGACAUUCUGCAGCCGGCCACCUUGGUUGUCAGGGCCUCGCAGCACGACAACCCUGACAGAUACUCGCUGGCCACCCUGACGGUGGCCCGCGUCGGCACCAGAGGCGCCGAGAUGCUGACCUUCCUACAAAAGGACUACACGGCCAGUGUCCUCGAAAGCCUGCCAGUCGGAAGCGUCAUCCUAACUCUGCUCACCUCCAGGCCUGGCGAUAAGAAGGUACGGAUGUGGGUGGAGGAACGCGGAGAGAAGGUUGGAAAUUUUGCGGUGACACCAAGUGGAGACGUGACCCUUCUGAAGGCUCUCGACUACGAACUGCGGCAAAAGUACACAUUCCUGGUGCACGCCACCGACGGAAUCAUGAAUUCGACAGCGCGAGUGGAGAUAAAAGUGCUGAACGUUAACGAUUGGGACCCGCGCUUCAGGUACCCACAAUACGACUUCCGCAUCAGCGGCCGCCACCUGCCCCUGAGUGGGGCUAUCGUCGGCACGUUAGAAGUCGCUGACGGGGAUUUCGGGGACAAGAUCAGUCUUGAACUCAGAGGCCCCUCGUCGAGAGCGUUCACCAUCAAUGACAAGGGUGAAAUUAGAGUGAGCAGACCUGAGCUUCUGAACUCCAGCACGGCCCAUCUGGUUGCUAUUGCCAUGGACAGCGGACAACCUCCUAGACAGGCCUCUGUGCCAAUCACUGUGAGUUUUCCUGAAGCAGUCGGUCUGCGAGGCUCGAUUGAGGAACCAAAUAGCAGACCUGCCCUUUUGGCCACCGUUCUAGGGUCCCUCCUGGGUCUUCUAGGUCUAAUAGUGGCUCUUCUGCUCAUUUACAUAUACAAACAUAAAAAUAGCAAGCGAAAUCGAAUGGUGGACGACAACAGCAGGGACAAGCUGCCGUCCAAGAUGGACAACCCUCUGUUCGGGGGCGCGCAGUUUUUGACGGCCGGCAACAGAAUCAGUGCCAACGACAUCCCCACUCUUUAUACUGCCACCGUCAAAAGAAGUUUGAAUGGGGUCAGCAUGGGCGGAAUGCUGUCCAACAUGUCCCGACAGGUAGCUCCGGCGGCGCCUCCAAAGGUCUCGUGGCCCAAGGGCUCCAUCCCGAGACGAGUGAAGAAGCUCAGCUGGGACGACGAGAACAAUUCCUCCAGCACCGUUAGCCCCACGCCAAAUGGAAGAAGGACUGAAUUGGACCCUGACGUGAGCGUCACUCCUUUGACCAACCACAACGAACCCAGUCUGACGGUUUACUUUUAAAUUUCCACGACAGCACAAAAAAAAUGUAAAUAAUUAAUUGAUAAUUAGAAAAAAAAGUGCUGAAAUGUGAUUUUACAAAACCAAAUAAAUUUACUGAGCUCUUUUAUCUGUAGUAUAAAAAUGUAUUGCUUAAUUUAUGAUAUUUGUUUAUUACUAAUUUUUUUUUGUAAGACAAAAUAAUAAUAG
This is a messenger RNA of Neocloeon triangulifer, 2534 nucleotides long. RefSeq names its product protocadherin-like wing polarity protein stan (gene Cad96Cb). The record is from RefSeq and is a predicted model, not a curated record. Gene Ontology annotation, molecular function: calcium ion binding. NCBI's taxonomy places the organism in Eukaryota, Metazoa, Arthropoda, Insecta, Ephemeroptera, Baetidae. Gene Ontology annotation, cellular component: plasma membrane. Gene Ontology annotation, biological process: homophilic cell-cell adhesion. The transcript is spliced from 19 exons. Bases 153 to 2348 code for a protein of 731 amino acids.